This is a messenger RNA of Ochlerotatus camptorhynchus, 1564 nucleotides long. Its product is annotated as glycerol-3-phosphate phosphatase-like. Gene Ontology annotation, molecular function: phosphatase activity. The record is from RefSeq and is a predicted model, not a curated record. The coding region runs from base 436 to 1398 and encodes 320 amino acids. Lineage: Eukaryota; Metazoa; Arthropoda; Insecta; Diptera; Culicidae. The transcript is spliced from 3 exons.
GUGCAAGUGAGACAAAUGAAGUCAAAGUUUUUGUUUUUCGAUGAGUGGUUUGUGAACGUUACAACGUAAACUGAAAUGAGUGUUAAUUAAUCAUUAGUAAAGAUUGCUUAAAUUGGUUGGAAUUAUUUUAAUGAUUUUUCUUCGAAAUUACCCUACAUUAAAUUCCCAAGAGAAACUUUUUAACUUAGCUAAAAUUAUCGCAAAUUUUGAGUGCUUUUGGGCAAUUAGUACAAGUGAGAUAGCCAUAUUACUCGAUUAAUAGUUUGGUAGUCGAGAAAGCCAAUGCUUUGUUGUUAGCUCGGAGAUUGUUCUAAAAGAUUAAAUCAGAUAUCAAGUACGCAUAAACAACAGCCGAUUUUAAUUAACAAGUGAUAUACGUGUGAUAGCAGCAAGCUCUCUGUGUGGAAGAUUGUGUAAUUUGUGCCUGAAGCAACCAUGCCUGCCAUAACGAAUUUGAAGGCGCCAAUUCGCCAUGUUCUGGACCUGUCCAAGGAUGAAAAGCGAAAGUUUCUCAACUCGUUCGACACCAUCAUGUCGGACUGCGAUGGCGUUUGUUGGGAUUUUAUCGGCCCGAUUCCCGGCGUCGAUGACGCUCUGCAGCUGCUGAAGAAGAAUAAAAAGCUGGCCUUCAUCUCCAACAACGGAAUGCGCACCAUGGAGGAGUACAAGCAGAAAUUCCUUAAGCUUGGAAUUCCGUCGCAUGAGUUGGCCAUUAUACAUCCGGCACUGACUACGGUUCGCUACCUGAAGGCGAUCAACAUGACGGAUGCGGUUUACUGCGUUGCUACCCAGGUGUUCAAGGACUAUCUCCGUAGCGAGCAGUUCACGGUCCUCGAUGGGCCUGACCAUCGUUUCCCAGACGAAAGAGAAGCCGAUUCGGUUCGUGUGUUUUCCAGCUUCUUCAUGGAAUCUACCGGCCCUCGCGUAGGUGCGGUCGUUAUGGACAUUGAUAUGAAUAUUUCGGUGGCACACUUGAUGCAGGCCAAGUGCUACUUGGACCGCAACCCGGAUUGCAUCCUGAUCGUGGGCGCCACCGACUACAUCAUUCCUCUGGGUCACCAUAUGGACGUCAUCGGACCGGGAUACUUCAUCGAAGUGCUGGAACGUGCCACCGGUCGGGAAGCAUUGGUUCUCGGCAAACCCGGACAGGAUCUGGCUGACUUUGUUCUGGAGCAGUUCAAAGUGACUCGACCGAAGCGUGUCCUGUUCGUGGGAGACAUGCUGCCACAGGAUAUGGGCUUUGGAUCACGCUGCGGUUUCCAGAAACUGCUGAUGCUGAGCGGAGGCACCUCCAUGGAUAUGCUACGAUCGCACCAGAAGCCAGAGGAGCUGCCCGAUUUUUACAUGGACAGCUUCGCCGACUUUAUCCAGCUGUACAAGGAUGUCGAACAGCGCUAGUAGGGCGGGUUUCUUUAGAUUAUUUUUAACACAUCCAUCUCCUGUUGCGGCUGGAUUGCAACUUCCUGUGGUGCGUGAAUGUUUUGAUUUUUAUGUCAGCGUUGCUGUGUGACGGCUUGCAUUUGACUCUGUGCCUGUGAAGAUGAAAGUUACUCAAUAAAAAAAU